Xyrauchen texanus (razorback sucker) is the source of this 1151-nucleotide messenger RNA. It is a transcript of the gene dusp22b, whose product is annotated as dual specificity phosphatase 22b. Gene Ontology annotation, biological process: protein dephosphorylation; transforming growth factor beta receptor signaling pathway; regulation of cell population proliferation. The transcript has 7 exons. Gene Ontology annotation, cellular component: cytosol. Bases 142 to 891 code for a protein of 249 amino acids. NCBI's taxonomy places the organism in Eukaryota, Metazoa, Chordata, Actinopteri, Cypriniformes, Catostomidae. Gene Ontology annotation, molecular function: protein tyrosine/serine/threonine phosphatase activity. The record is from RefSeq and is a predicted model, not a curated record.
CUGAACACACUUGAGCGUGUAAAGACGUUUACUGAGAGCUCACCGGCCGGGAAAUCAGCCCUAAGUAGUGAUCAGAAGUGUUGAUAUUCACCGACAUUUGAUUUCAAGCGGAUUCCUGCAUUCUAUUGCGAACAUUGUGGAAUGGGAAACGGAAUAAAUAAGGUUCUGCCAGACCUGUACUUGGGUAAUUUCAAAGAUGCCAGAGACAGGGAGCAACUGGCAAGAAACAACAUCACACACAUCCUCUCCAUCCAUGACACUGCUGCCCCUAUUCUACAGGAGAUGACUUAUCUUUGUAUUGCUGCAGCAGAUGCACCCUCGCAAAACCUGAUACAGCAUUUUAAAGAAAGUAUUAGAUUCAUGCAUGAAUCACGGCUGAAAGGAGAAGGCUGUCUAGUUCACUGUCUUGCUGGCGUGUCACGUAGCGUGACGCUGGUGGUGGCAUACAUCAUGACUGUGACUGGUCUGGGGUGGCAGGAGGCUUUGGCAGCAGUGAAGAUGGCCAGACCCUGUGCUUCACCCAAUGAGGGUUUCCAGACCCAGCUGCAGGAGUUUGAGACCACCCAACUACAGCAGUUCCCUCCUCUUUCUGCUCUCAAGGAAUCCUGGGAGAGGGAGCUAGGACUGGAACAUGAUGAAGAGCUGUGGAAUAAUGCUCUGGCUAAAAUUAACUCUAUCUGUAUUUGUGCUCGUUUGAAUCUUGUUCAGUUCAAAGUUGUUCACAGAAUUCAUUACACCAAAGCAAAAUUGAAGAAACUUUCUUUAACAGAAGAUGACAGUUGCAAUAGAUGCUCGUUAUCCCCAGCAGAUCAUACUCAUACAUUUUACACCUGUCCUAAAUUGCAUUCAUUCUGGUCUUCUUUUUUUCACUACAUUGUCAAAAGAUCUUAGUAUCUCUGUGAAACCCUGCCCAAUAAUUGCAAUCUUCGGAGUACCCCCUGUUGAUGACUUGUAUAAUAUGUUGAUAUUAUUGCUUUUGCUUCAUUGGUAGCCAGAAGACGAAUUCUGCUACACUGGAAAUCCGCAUGCCCCCUUCUAAUUUUUCCUGGUUUAAGGACUUAAUGUCCUUUCUACACCUGGAAAAAAUUAAACACUCUGUUAGAGACUCUACUAACUCGUUUUAUAAAAUGUGGAACCCUAUUCUUUCCUUU